This is a messenger RNA of Oryzias latipes (Japanese medaka), 1173 nucleotides long. It is a transcript of the gene ube2al, whose product is annotated as ubiquitin conjugating enzyme E2 A, like. The record is from RefSeq and is a predicted model, not a curated record. NCBI's taxonomy places the organism in Eukaryota, Metazoa, Chordata, Actinopteri, Beloniformes, Adrianichthyidae.
ACCGGAGGGGUUGGCGACUACGACGGAAGACGUCGCUCUUGUGAUACGGAUUACUGUGAAUUUGUCAAAAUUUCAAUCCCUUUCCGACUCUGUUAGUGUUAAGACCUCCUCCUUUCGAGAAAAUAGUUGUUUUAUUACGCAUUCCGGAGGGUAAAGCAUGUCCACCCCGGCUAGAAGAAGACUUAUGAGGGAUUUUAAACGGCUACAAGAAGACCCCCCAGCUGGUGUCAGCGGAGCCCCGUCUGAAAAUAACAUCAUGGUUUGGAAUGCUGUCAUAUUUGGCCCCGAAGGAACACCAUUUGAGGAUGGUACAUUUAAACUCAUUGUAGAAUUCACAGAAGAAUACCCCAACAAACCCCCCACGGUACGAUUCGUGUCAAAGAUGUUUCAUCCAAAUGUCUAUGCAGACGGCAGUAUAUGUCUAGACAUCUUACAGAACCGCUGGAGCCCCACGUAUGACGUGUCAUCCAUUCUUACAUCUAUCCAGUCCCUGCUUGACGAGCCGAACCCCAACAGUCCAGCCAACAGUCAGGCGGCGCAGCUGUACCAGGAAAACAAGCGGGAGUACGAGAAGCGCGUGUCCGCCAUCGUCGAACAAAGCUGGAGGGACAGUUGACCUGACAAUCCUGGUGGCUGCUAUAUUAAGCUGUGCGUGCUGGAAGUUUUAGUGGACUCUCUUGUUACCCCCCACUUUCUUUUUUAUUUUAUUUUAAGCUUUUAUGCACUUUACCUUAAUCUUCCACUUUUCUUUUGUAACCACUUUUUUUUUUUAAUAUCACCCUCUUCUAAUCCUUCAGGGGGAAAUGUGUUGAAACCUGCUUUGGUAGUUUGUCAGAACCGAUGAGGAUUACACCCCCCCUCAAACAAAUAUCUGCUAAUAACAAUUCAUGGAUUAAACGUUCACAAGGGGGCGUCAAUCAAGUUGUGGGUCAUUUCUGUUGAUCUGUUUUUGGUUCUGAAGGAAGCGGGGGUCACGAGCGGUCUUGGAAUCAGCCAUCUUUCUGCCGUGUCUGCUGUGCUGCGACCUGUUACUACGUGCAUGAUUAAAUGUUCUCCUGACCCAUUCACUUCUGUAUGCAGCAGACGCCUGCAAGUGAAAUUAUGUACAGAUUUUGCACUGGUUGUCCCCAUGUAAGUCUUUUCCAGAAAUUGUAAAUAAACAGACAAAAUUCA